AUGGACCCAUCAAUCUAUCCCUCAUCAGAUCCACCGGCGCCAGCGUCUGGCCAUAGGCAGGCCUUGGGGACAGAUCGAUCCGCGGCGGAAGCUUCACUGCUCGAUGACUCCUUUUGGCUGAGGAAAAGAGACCCGUCGUCUUCCGGCAGAUUGCCCGACCCUCUCCUGGAAGCCCAACGGCCCAGCCCGGGGACUGGCAUCUCAGCCGACGCCAUCGCCAAGCUGGUGGCGCAGGACCUCGGCCGCCUCAACCACGACAGAGGUGCCGACCUGCAAAAGAUAUCGCGGACCGUCUCGGACAUUGUCCAGGCGGUGACGGAGCAAAGCGAUGACCUCGUGGCCGGGAACGGCGACCGCGCCCUCCUCUCCAAGGCCGAGGGACCAGUCGGCGACGAGGACAGCGAAUGGACCGGGAUGCAUGUGGAAGCGGGCUACGUGGUGGCACGGAAGAAGGAGUCGGCCUCGUUCGUAGAGGGGUCAAAGGCGGCUUUGGCCAGGCUAGUGUCGAGGCGAUCGAUGAUCAGCCACCCGCCGCUGAUCCCCAAUUCGAGCUCUCGCCUCUUGAUCUGGCUCAUCAUCAUCUGCAUCGUCGCCAUGGGCGUCCUGACCAUCAUGCUCCAGGAGCUCUACUCCCGCUGGCGCGCCUCCGCAGCGCCUUCCCGGCGGCGGCGGUCGCGCAACUCCGGGCAGGGCUAUCGCGGCAGCACUCCGAGGCCGGCGUCGACCUCGGCUCGGGCUCACCCUGGCGAAUCGACCGCAGCUGCCUCGGUCGAGGACGAAGAGGUUCUCAUCACGACGCCUCCCGUCAUCUCGCGACGCAGCAGUGCCCGCUCGAUCCACCAGAGCGAGCCGGAUGACGCCUCGGACGAGGAAGACCGAGGGACGGCCGCCAACCCGGACCUGCACUACUUUGCCCUCCCGCUUGGGCUCGGGAUUGGAUACAGCUAUGCCAACAUCAACGACCAGAAGGUGGCCAAGGCGAGGCUGGGGCGGAUGGUCGAAGCAUCGACCCGCCGGCGAAAGGGACGGGGUCAGUCGGGAUCCUCUUCGUCGUCGUCGUCGCACCACCGUUCUCCUUCGGCGCAGCUUUCGGCGCUCCCGAUGACCGGCAGCAAGGCGACGGGGGCCGAUGUCGGAGGCAGCCUGCGGGCGCGGGCCAAGUCGUUCAAGGAUCUCUGCAAGGGCGCGCUGGCGGUGUCGUCGACGACAGUGACGGUGCCUGCAUCAGAGAUGGGCUACGCAUCGUCGAUUUCCGACGACGGCGAUGGCGUCUCUCCCACGACGCCUUCGUCGCUGCCCUUUUGGAACGGUAGCAGCAGCGACGAGUUCGCCGCGUCCACGCCAAUGGCCGCGACCACGACGGCGACGAGUCACCACGACUACUGGACUUCGACGCCGGCGCACCUCAACCCGUCCAGUAUUCCGCUCGAUGAGCUCGGCUCGGUGCCGUUCGGCGGCGGCCUCAAGGGCAAGGGCAAGGCGGGUCGAGGCUUGGCGGCUACGGGCGCAACGUCGGCGACAUCGGCACCUGACAGCAGCUACACGCUCGUGGACCUCACGCCGGCGGAUCUUGAGCCGGCUGGCGGCGCGAUGCGGGCGUAUGCGAUACCGGACCUCGUGGUCAGCGGCGGCGGCGGCGGCGGCGGCGGAGGAGGAGGAGGCAGUGUGCAUGCGUCGUCGCGGCUGUCCGAGGAGGAGGGCGAGAGCAGCGCCGGGUCGUCGAUCACGUCUUCGCCGCCAUCGUCGGCGUCUGCCGUUGCGCGGCACCCGCUCGUCGAGCAUCUGCGGAGAGAAGGGAGGAUCGACGGCGAGAGGAGGGUGGGCAACGGCACGCCGACUGCGUCCAAGCCGCGGCGCGCCAAGCCGGCAUGGCAGGGCUCAGCGCCGCAGUAG
Messenger RNA from Pseudozyma flocculosa PF-1, 1893 nucleotides. RefSeq lists its product as uncharacterized. The record is from RefSeq and is a predicted model, not a curated record. The transcript is spliced from 2 exons. Lineage: Eukaryota; Fungi; Basidiomycota; Ustilaginomycetes; Ustilaginales; Ustilaginaceae. Bases 1 to 1893 code for a protein of 630 amino acids.